This is a messenger RNA of Dermacentor silvarum, 1574 nucleotides long. RefSeq names its product ER membrane protein complex subunit 8-like (gene EMC8-9). Lineage: Eukaryota; Metazoa; Arthropoda; Arachnida; Ixodida; Ixodidae. The record is from RefSeq and is a predicted model, not a curated record. Gene Ontology annotation, cellular component: EMC complex.
UAACUAUUUGCACAGUUACAUAUCUCCCAUAAAUUUUCUUGCUCUUCAUUGUUUUAAUAUUUUUACGCAAGGCGUCAGCACAAUCGCAAACGACGACUAGCGCCCAUUUAUUUUGCUGCGGCCGCCUGAUGAACUAAUCGCCAAACGCCGGCGGGCGACCGACUUCCUGCUUUCGGAUCCCAUCGAACUCACUUCCGUUUUCCUCGGGGCGCCACCACCGACGCGAGAGAAACAUGGCCGGCGGCAGCGCCGACGUGCAAUUCGGCGUCCGCGCCUUCAGCAAGAUGAUCAUGCACUGCCUCAAGUACCCGCAGAACGCCGUCAACGGCGUGCUACUCGCCGACGAACGCCGGCGCGCGGGCGACCAGCCAUCGUCGCAGCUGCACAUCACCGACAGCGUGCCCCUGUUCCACCAGUGCCUAGGACUGACGCCGAUGCUCGAAGUGGCGCUCGUGCAAAUCGACCAGCACUGCAAGAACGCGGGCCUGGUGAUCGCCGGCUACUACCAGGCCAACGAGCACCUCAGGGACUCGGCGCCGGACCAGAUCGCGCUGCGCGUCGCCGACAAGGUGGCCGAGAACUUCGCGGACGCCUGCCUGGUGAUGAUCGACAACCAGUCGGUGUCGCUGGACUGCGACAAGGCGCCCGUCGUGGUGUACGGCAGUCAGGACGGCCGCUGGCGCGAGAGGCCUUUCGCGCUGGCCGAGAAGACGCUGGGCGUUACGGCGUCUUUGCUUCGGGCCAAGGCGUACCGCACGCUCGCCGACUUCGACAACCACCUGGACGACAUUCAACGGGACUGGUGCAAUCGCGAGAUUAACGAGGAGAUCGCCAGGUGUCUGUAGUUUCCGCACGUGAAAGUUCACCACGCCGCCACCAGAUGUCCCUAGUUGUCUGCGGAAGCUAGCAGAAGCGACUGCGUUGAUUCAAAUGGACAUUUGUUUUUUUUUUUUUCUUUGUUUAUGUUGCUGGUGUUAGGGCAGGGGUCAAAGCACGGAAUGUGACACCAGCACUGCGUUCGUUGUAAAUUUUUGUUUCUCUGUUGGGAGGACAGCUUGUGGAGCGUCGCGUUCAACAUUUGCUCGCGCGCAACUGUGGGUACGGUGUGAAUGACUGAGUUUCGAUUCCGUCUGCAACUUGAACCCGGCGGCGGAGCGGCGUCUUUUUCUCUGGCGUAGCCCCUAAAGAUGACGCCCGAGUACGUAAGUGUAGAGAGCAACUAAAGAGUACUAAAUAAAUUUUCAGUUUGAUCGCAUUGAACUAAAGUGUAGCUUUGAAACAUUGAAAAGUACUGGCACUGAAAUACCUACUUGGUAGCAAACUUGACAGCGUCUAUAAAGAGUUGCAGACGAAUUUCCAGUAUCGUGGGGACCCAAAGAACAAAACACGACACCGUUGAUUGUGUGUGUGUUUUUUUUUAAUUGCACACUUUGUGCAGUUCGUAUCCACAGUUUUUCUACUUGCUGCACUUCUAUAGAAGUCUACCCGGUUCUGUUUAUUGUCUGUUGGAUAUUUGUUGUUUUCUUAGGUAACUUGUUUGUUCUGAGAGAUGAUUAAAAUUAUUGGCCCUGCUA